Haliotis rubra (blacklip abalone) is the source of this 794-nucleotide messenger RNA. RefSeq names its product RNA-binding protein PNO1-like. Gene Ontology annotation, molecular function: RNA binding. The coding region runs from base 25 to 777 and encodes 250 amino acids. NCBI's taxonomy places the organism in Eukaryota, Metazoa, Mollusca, Gastropoda, Lepetellida, Haliotidae. The transcript is spliced from 7 exons. Gene Ontology annotation, cellular component: nucleolus. The record is from RefSeq and is a predicted model, not a curated record.
CUUCCUCUUACAACACACGUGAAAAUGGCAGAAACACAAACAUCACAGACCUCCUCAAUGGAAUCAUCACAAACGCCACAAGAAGACAGUUUCAUACCAGCGAAAAGAAAAUUAAGGAAACGAAAGAUGGUUGAAAGUGAUUCCAAGGAAGAAACUGUUAUGGAUACGUCGGAAUCAGCCGCCAAACGUCCCAGUUUUCCUCCUAUCAGCAGUGAUAAAUUGAUGGGUGGUUCUACAGAAAUGAGGAAGAUUCCCAUCCCACAAAACAGAUAUACUCCACUCAAGGAAAACUGGAUGAAAAUAUUUACUCCAGUUGUUGAACAUCUACAUCUACAGAUAAGGUUCAACUUGCGGUCGCGAAAUGUUGAAAUAAAGACUUGCAAGGAAACAAAAGAUAUAGGUGCACUUCAGAAAGCAGCUGACUUUGUAAAAGCGUUUUCCCUUGGAUUUGAAGUAGAUGAUGCCCUAGCUCUUGUGAGGCUGGAUGAUUUAUAUCUGGAGUCAUUUUCUGUUACAGAUGUCAAACCCUUGAAGGGCGACCAUCUUGCCAGGGCUAUAGGAAGACUGGCAGGGAAAAAUGGCAAGACAAAAUUCACAAUUGAGAAUGUCACAAAAACUAGGAUUGUCCUAGCUGAUACGAAAGUGAAUAUCCUUGGUUCCUAUCAAAAUAUCCAGGUUGCAAGAAGAGCAAUAUGCAAUCUCAUAUUGGGGAGUCCGCCAUCCAAAGUAUAUGGCCAGAUGAGGAGUGUUGCCUCUAGGUCAGCAGAGAGGUUCUAAAUAAAUUAUUGUUGCCA